AUGGUCGACAACCCCAACCCCGGUAAUUUCCACAACCGUCCUCACGAAGAGGUCGAGCAGAUUGCUCGAAAGGGUGGACAGUCUAGCCACCACGGCGGAUUUGCCCAUAUGGAUAAGGAGAAGCAGAGGAACAUUGCCUCGAAAGGCGGUCAUGCUUCGCGUGGAAAAUUCGAGCCAGGAAGCGAGAGAGCCAAAGAAGCAGGCCGGAAAGGAGGUCAUGCUGUCCAUCAUCUUGACCAGCCUGAGGAAUAA
This is a messenger RNA of Penicillium roqueforti, 252 nucleotides long. Its product is annotated as con-10 family general stress protein. The record is from RefSeq and is a predicted model, not a curated record. The coding region runs from base 1 to 252 and encodes 83 amino acids. The transcript is spliced from 2 exons. Lineage: Eukaryota; Fungi; Ascomycota; Eurotiomycetes; Eurotiales; Aspergillaceae.